This is a messenger RNA of Exophiala xenobiotica, 3085 nucleotides long. RefSeq lists its product as uncharacterized. Gene Ontology annotation, biological process: intracellular signal transduction; intracellular monoatomic cation homeostasis; protein phosphorylation. Gene Ontology annotation, molecular function: ATP binding; protein serine/threonine kinase activity. Bases 933 to 2324 code for a protein of 463 amino acids. NCBI's taxonomy places the organism in Eukaryota, Fungi, Ascomycota, Eurotiomycetes, Chaetothyriales, Herpotrichiellaceae. The record is from RefSeq and is a predicted model, not a curated record. The transcript has 2 exons.
CAAGUCCUGUUCGGCACCUACCGAGAUCAAUUACGCUGACCAUCAGACGAGACUCACUCAUCACGAGCUGCAUCGUGCAAAUCCCGCUCACUCGGCUGUCAUCCCUGCAGCCCACCUGAUGCGAGUCUUCUUCGAUCGAUGUUGAACUCGGCGGCACUCCAUAUGUGAGAGAUUCAUGACUUGCUGAUUUUGAUAGUAAUCAACGACUAUUCAGUGCUCCACCAAGAUACCAUCAGCAGCCGUGUUUGUGGUGGUGCAACGCGAAUGCCCUCGACAAGCAAAAGCUUAGCACACUGAUGACCCGCCUCGACGUUGCCCACCUCACGCCAAUCGCGCCCAUAGAGCGUCAUCGGUCCACAGAGCAAUACACCGUACACCUUCGAGUACCGAUCAGGUCAAGUAACAGCACCAACCACGCGGUUGAGUAUAUCCAAGAGGAGGACAUACAAGGUGAAGAAAUCAACAAGACCAGCUUAAUAACCACUGACACCACGAUUGUCAGCCACGAGUAAGCCCGAGCACUCCAAGGACAUCGUCGGAAAGGUCUCUGCUUCGACCCGCCUUGUCCUCACCUAUUCGCCGUCUUGAAGCGCUAUUUGGGCAAAGUUCCUGGCCUUCCACGAUCAAGUCCGUCAACCUCCCGCCGUCUCGAGAUCCAUCUCGUGCCGAUGCUUCGCAUGAACUGUCACUUACUGUCGUGAUCAAAUGCCCCACCAUCAAUCGCCGCAGUCGGUACCCCGAUUCCAUUAUUGAUUAUUCCUCCAACUUGCUCUCCUCAAAAGGCUGGGUUUCCUGGCCAGGUUCUUUCCUCCCGCAAUAGUCCAUCCUCGAACGCUCGCCGCACUGGCAUCUCUCAAGCUCUCGCUCACUUUGGGUGAGAUGCAUAGCUUGCCCCCAGAAACUACUUUACCGCCGACGGUAGUCUUUGGAUCAUGUCGGUCAUGACUAGCCAGCCGCCGGUCCCCUCUCGGAGCUCGAGCGGAUUCAGUUUCCUCUCCAAGAUCAAAUCUCACAAAGAACCAAAGUACCUGAGCCCCGAGCGACCUCCCUCCGUCCAUAGAACCGGUAGUUACGGAAGCUGUAUCGACAAGUCUACCCGAUCGUCGCUGUUCUCCGUACCGGCGCAAGAAGGAGCAGGUCUGAAAUCUCGUCGCCUAAGCGCAAGCCCGUCGGACGAUUUCGUGGUCGAUGUUUGUCCUCUCGAAGAUGAGUUCGUGUCAGCCUCCAAGAUUGGCCGUCGGAAAGAGAUUGGCAAAGGCGCAAGUGCCACAGUGAAGAUCAUGCUUAGAAGAGGUGACAAGAAGUCAGGCGCUGCAUGUCAGUAUGCUGUGAAAGAGUUCCGCAAGAAAUCCAUAAGAGAAACAGAGGAGGAGUACAUUCGCAAAGUCAAAUCGGAGUACACCAUCGCCAAAUCAGCCGAUCAUCCCAACAUUGUGCGGACGGUUCGACUGUGCACGAACAAUGGGCGUUGGAACCAUGUCAUGGAGUACUGCCAACAGGGUGAGCUGUUUGGCCUGGUCGAGCGGAAAUACUUCAAGGCUGAGGACCGGAACUGCAUCUUCAAGCAAGUACUGAGGGGCGUCAAUUACUUGCAUCAGCACGGCAUUGCCCACAGGGACAUCAAAUUGGAGAACAUUCUGAUGACGGACGAUGGACAUAUUAAGAUCACCGAUUUCGGAGUGUCGGAAGUCUUCUGCGGUGACCAUCCUGGGAUAGCAUCCUCAAGAGGACUUUGUGGUCAAGGCAUGAGAGAACCUCGAUUGUCGGCUCCCGGUAUCUGUGGGUCGAAACCAUAUAUUUCCCCUGAGGUGUUGGCUCAAGAUCGAGACUACGAUCCGACCAAGCUGGAUGCGUGGGGUUGUGGCAUACUCUUCAUGACCAUCUUCCUCGUCGGCAACCCGUGGCAGAGCGCGAGCAAGGAAGAGGUCAACUAUGCCAUUUUCCUAGAAGGCUGGGAAGCCUUCCUUGACCGCUUCGAAAACAUGCCCAUCGACGAAAACUCUUAUCCACAAUGCGGAUCGAUUUUCAAUUCUCUGCCUUCACAUUCGCAGCGACGGUGCAUUCUCAAAUUGCUUCACCCGGACCCGGACCAACGUUGUACUGUGAACGAGGCUCUGAACGAUCGGUGGGUCAAAGGCAUCGACUGCUGCUCGCCUGAGACUAGCGGAGCGGCCGUAAACAACAUCGACGUCACCAAGAUGGGAUGUGACAAAGUCGCCGCUCGGAUGAGGGUGCAAGCGAAGCAUGAUCAUCUACCUCCGCCAGUCAAGCGACUGCCCCGGCAUCGCUUUGAUAUGGGUGAUGGUACAUCAAGGUAUGACUGAAGUCCUGCCUAUUCAACCUGUUCGAGUGGCCCUCCAAAGGUAUUUGCAUUUUCUUUUGUUCCUUUGGAGUCUGUUUUCCAACGGCGGCAACAGGGAAUUGGGCGCGCGCACUAAAAAGUCACCUGGAGUUGCAGACCUCCUCAUUGCAGAGGAGGUGCAUUAGAAAGCCGGAGUUCUUGAUCGGUGGUGAUGUUGCCGAUUGAGCAGGUGUUGGUGAGAGGCGACAAAAUGGGGGGUAGACUGCCGUUUGUUGUACGGCCGGAGGCAUAUCGAAACAUGGUUCGGAGAACCAACAGGCCCCUUGGCAAAAGUUCAUAUCAAUAUACAUAAUACGAGCUGCUUCCGACGAUGUCGAUCGUAGGCAUAAUGCCUAUUCUGACAUCGAAGUCGACGGACGUGGAAUUCCUAGGAUUGAGAAACUGUCCUUGACCGCUGUUGCGAAAACACAGACAAGGCUCUGAUGAUCGUGUAGUCAGUUCCUCCAACCCAUCAACAGGCUGCUAGGAUUGAGGUAGGACGAUAUGGACGAGUUUGAAUGCAUGCGUCAGCUGUGUGGACGUGAUGAGAUGAUGGUUGAUGUUGGAGGGAAUCAUCUGGCAAGGAAGCUCAUUGAUGGCAACCCCUUGUUGGUCUCGGCAGCUCAUCCUCUUGAUGUUGGCAGACCCGAUGUUGAAGCAUUCUCGCUCAUACCCUGGGUCAAUCAGCCUGACACUACGCUGCCGGUCGCAAGUUGUAGCUAGAAAUGUCAAAUGUUAACUACG